This is a messenger RNA of Entelurus aequoreus (snake pipefish), 3019 nucleotides long. It is a transcript of the gene gphnb, whose product is annotated as gephyrin b. Gene Ontology annotation, cellular component: postsynaptic specialization; postsynaptic membrane; dendrite. Lineage: Eukaryota; Metazoa; Chordata; Actinopteri; Syngnathiformes; Syngnathidae. The record is from RefSeq and is a predicted model, not a curated record. Gene Ontology annotation, biological process: establishment of synaptic specificity at neuromuscular junction; glycine receptor clustering; gamma-aminobutyric acid receptor clustering. Gene Ontology annotation, molecular function: molybdopterin molybdotransferase activity.
UGGUAUGAUUGUGGCCUACAAGAUAGUGCCAGAUGAAAUAGAUGAAAUCAAGGAAACUCUGGUGGACUGGUGCGACGAAAAGGAGCUUAACCUCAUUUUAACCACGGGCGGUACCGGUUUUGCGCCAAGAGACGUCACACCAGAGGCCACUAAGGAGGUGAUAGAGCGUGAGGCUCCGGGGAUGUCGCUGGCAAUGUUGAUGGGGUCCCUCAACGUCACACCACUCGGCAUGCUUUCCAGACCCGUGUGUGGCAUCCGAGGGAAGACGCUCAUCAUUAACUUACCAGGAAGUAAGAAAGGCUCCCAGGAAUGCUUCCAGUUCAUCCUGCCGGCGCUGCCCCACGCCAUCGACCUCCUGCGUGACGCCGUGGUGAAAGUAAAGGAGGCGGCGGACGAGCUGGAGGACCUGCCGUCGCCGCCGCCGCCUCUCUCGCCGCCACCCAACAGUUCGCCACGGCGUCAGACGGAGGACAAGGGCGUGCAGUGCGAAGAUGAGGACGAGGAGAAGAAGGACAGCGGCGUGGCGUCCACGGAGGACAGCAGCUCCUCCCACAUCACCGCAGCCUCCAUCGCCGCCAAGAUCCCCGACGCCAUCAUCUCGCGGGGUGUCCAAGUGUUGCCCAGGGAUACGGCCUCGCUCAGCACCACGCCCUCGGAGUCGCCUCGCGCUCAGGCCACCUCCCGCCUCUCCACCGCUUCCUGUCCCACACCCAAAGCGCGGCUCCCCUCCUGUUCAUCCACCCUAAGCAUUGCUGAGGCCUCACGGAGAGAAUUCAGGGCUCACCUGGAUGAGGUCAUCACGCUCAAGUCAAGGUACUCUACCUUGGACCAGCUCCAGUGUAGGUUGGAGGGGCUUAAAGAUGAUCGCAGGAGGACCUUCAGCUCUCGAGUGCAGUCAAGAUGCAGCAGCAAAGAAAAUAUCCUAAGAUCAAGUCACAGUGCUGUAGACAUCACCAAGGUGGCCCGGAGACAUCGCAUGUCCCCCUUCCCCCUCACCUCCAUGGACAAGGCCUUCAUCACUGUGCUGGAGAUGACCGCCGUCCUGGGCACUGAGAUCAUCAACUACAGAGACGGAAUGGGUCGAGUCCUCGCUCAGGACGUUUAUGCCAAAGACAACCUGCCGCCAUUCCCUGCUUCCGUCAAGGAUGGUUAUGCUGUGAGAGCGGCCGACGGCCCAGGCGACCGCUUCAUCAUCGGAGAGUCCCAAGCAGGAGAGCAGCCCACCCACACGGUGAUGCCUGGCCAGGUGAUGAGGGUGACAACCGGCGCUCCAAUCCCCUGCGGGGCAGACGCCGUCGUUCAGGUGGAAGACACCGAGCUCCUCCGCGAGUCUGAAGAUAAAACAUCUACCUCAACCCACAGAGGUGCAUGUGGAGCCCAGCCGGGCACGGAGGAGCUGGAAGUACGAAUUUUAGUGCAGGCUCGGCCAGGCCAGGACAUCAGGCCUAUCGGUCAUGACAUCAAGCGUGGCGAGUGCGUGCUGGCCAAGGGAACCCACAUGGGUCCCUCUGAGAUCGGCCUCCUUGCCACAGUGGGGGUGACAGAGGUGGAGGUCCAGAAAUUCCCUGUGGUAGCAGUUAUGUCAACAGGAAAUGAGCUGCUGAACCCGGAAGAUGAUCUUCAUCCCGGGAAGAUCAGGGACAGCAAUCGCUCCACCCUGCUGGCCACCAUCCAGGAGCACGGCUACCCGACUAUCAAUCUGGGCAUUGUGGGAGACAACCCCGAUGACCUUCUCAACGCUCUGAAUGAAGGCAUCAGCCGUGCUGACGUCAUCAUCACCUCAGGCGGAGUGUCCAUGGGCGAGAAGGACUACCUUAAGCAGGUGCUGGAUAUUGAUCUUCAUGCUCAGAUCCAUUUUGGUCGGGUCUUCAUGAAACCAGGGCUCCCAACAACAUUUGCCACGCUGGACAUUGACGGUGCUCGUAAACUCAUCUUUGCCCUCCCAGGUAGAAACCCCGUAUCCGCUGUCGUCACCUGUAAUCUUUUUGUCAUACCCGCCUUGAGGAAGAUGCAGGGCAUUUUGGACCCAAGGCCUACUAUCAUCAAAGCCAGGUUAUCCUGCGACGUGAAGCUGGAUCCUCGCCCUGAAUACCACCGCUGCAUCCUAACAUGGCAUCACCAAGAGCCUCUGCCGUGGGCACAGAGCACAGGGAACCAGGUGAGCAGCAGACUGAUGAGCAUGCGCAGUGCCAACGGGCUCCUGAUGCUACCUCCCAAAACCGAGCAAUACGUGGAGCUGCACAAGGGCGAGGUGGUGGACGUCAUGGUCAUCGGGCGGCUAUGAUGUCACCAGGCACGGGGCCAGAGAGUCGCCGUCGUCAAUAGCGGGGGCGGUCGGUAUGGGCGGAUCACGGUGCAUGUCCACAUAUCAUUGACUAUUCUGUAAUAUGCAACGGCACAGCUAGUUUUUAUUGGUUCGGAGAAGGUAUAGUCGACAUCUUGAUCACAGCCUAGAUACAUAAGAAAACAUUGAUUUAAAAAGAUUAUAGUAUUUCAAAGAAAGAAAAUAUAACUUUUAAUGGAGAAAAAAAAAAUCUAAUUAUAAAAAGAGAUUUAUUCUGUAAUAUAUUGAUUAUUCUUCUUAUUAUUAUGAUUAUUCUUCUUACCAUUAUUAUAUUAAGGCAACGUUGUUGCUUCAUUGCAGUUGCUUUGUGUGUUCAAUGCUAGACUUAUCUAUAGCAGUAGCAUUUUAAUAGACAGCUGUAGGUGCCUGCCAGGACAAAAAUAUAUAUAUUAUUUUUCUCAUCUUAGUGGAUACAAGAAAAAAAAAAAAAGCUCUAAUCCCUUUUAUUUUGAAAAAUGAAGAAGAAAAAAAAAACAGAGGAAGACUUCAGAUUUCCCACGGUGCUGCAGCUGAAGAGGAAAAGGCGGGAGGGGGCACAUGGAGGUCUUUUUCUCUGGAGAGCGCCCGGCAAGGUGACACUUUUUCUCCUGUUAGUAUGCAUCAUAUCGGCUUCACAAAGAGCUUCGCUUGUCGUUUAUCUCGUGAGUCUUGUUUAUGUGCGCGGUGCCAAAUGCC